AUGGCUAAUUGCGGCGGUUGGAACGAGGAGCCUGUGUCAAAAGAUAAGCAACGGCCCCCGAUCUACAAUCCAGAAGAUUACGCUACCUCCCUCAAAAAAUGGGGCAAGAAAACUGGUGCUGGGGGAUUAUACGAGGCUGACACCGGGCAGGACCCGAAUAAGUCCAGAACCCUCCCAAGCCAAGGCAGCAAAGAUUUCAGAAACCCAUGUCUGGGAGUUGGCGAAGAAAUGACACUACGCCAGUUUGGGUCACCCAGCGAACUUCUCACCAAGCUUCGGGCAGACCUUCGGCUGUCUUUUCCCAGUUUUGUUCAAGAAUUCGCAUGCGAACCACUAGAUGGCAUUGCUUUGUUGUUGGAACUCCUGCGCAACGUGCAGCUCAGUCAGUCGGGAGAAGGCGCGCGUGGACCGCCAGCUGUCAGACGAAGACCUUUGUUGGACGAACUGGCUUGUUUACAAUGUCUGUGGAGCUGCUGCACCAGGUACCCUGACUGCGUGAGGAGACUAGUGACGGGUUCAAAUGGGGUGUACACACUAACAGCAUGCAUCAUGUCUACUGUUAAUAAAUCUAGAAUACUAGCAUUACAACUUCUCACGAAAGCUUGCUACCCACCGGCCAAUGGGCACAGCACAGUUUCCGAGUCACUUUCUACCCUCCGACUGCGGUACGGUGAACCUGUACGCUUUAGAUUUCUCGUGGGUAUGCUACAGAGCGCAGGUGGCUCUGGAGACCUUCAAGCCGCUGGUCUAGGAUUCAUUAACGCUUUACUCAUCAGUGCCUCCACCCCCCAAAGGAAGUUAUACAUCCAAGCUGAAUUGGAACAAGCCGGAUUCGAUAUUAUUACAUUAAAAAAGAUGGUCUGCAAGUUACCUAACAAAAAUGAACAAGUGUCAAAGGAAAUAGAAAGAUAUGAAAAGCAACUUAUUGAUAUUGACACGUUAAGUGAAAAGGCUAACGAAGCUCUGAAAGAAAAAGAUGACCUCCGACAUAAGUUAGAAUUGCUUGAGAAAAGAGUAAAAAUAUUGCAAGAAGAAAAGGGUAUUUUGCUGUCUUUAGAAAAAUGUCUGAAAGAAAAGUGCUGUGAACUGCAGGAAGAGGUGUCUUCAUUAAGAUCAGAACAUGGAAAUUCUAAUAGAAAGAAGUCAUUUGGCAUGAAGAAAAAAAACUCUGUUCACCCAAAUAGAGAUGAAUCAUCUCCCCCAGAAGAUGAAGGUAUAAGUUCCUCGGAAAGAUCGUUAAGUCCUGAUGGAGACCCACAACGCGAUUCUAUGGUGUAUGAAGUUUUCAACGUCAAAAAUGAAACAUACGAUCUAAUUCGAAACAAAAGACCUUUGCAUAGAAAAUUAGAAUGUAACAAAAAGAUUAACGACCACAAAAAAUCUUCUGAUGAAGAGGAUGAAACAACCAUUGAUGAAGUAAUCCAAGAACUUAGAAAUAUAGUUAAUCAUGCAGAAACAGAACAAUUCAAGAAAGAAGAUGAAGUAUACGCCGAUGAUCGAUCCUCUAGGUGCAAUCAAACUUCUGAAAUCAAUGUUCCUGUCAAAACAUUAGAAUGCAACAAACAUAAAGAAGAUGAGAAAGAGGAUUCAAUCACAAGCACACGGCAUAGCAUUCAAAUAACUAGCAGCGGUGAAUUUGCUCUCGAAAGUAACGAAGACGAUGAAGAAACGGAAAUAGUGCCGAGCAAAAUUUUGCCUCAUCCACCUAGAAAAGCAAAAAGCUUGAUACAUUUAUUUAACCCACCGGCUGACCAAGGACUUCUAUAUAAACCACCAGAUUUAUACGACGAUACCUUUUAUUCGAGUGACGAAGAAUCAGAUUCUCUACUGAGUGCAUCUCGGUGUCAGAAUCAAAUCACAAAAAAACCAUCAGGAUCUAGUUUUGAUUUUCGUGAAUGCCGUGCGAUGUUCAACUCCUUAGUUGAAAAGGAUAAACUCGACUGUAAUAGAGGCAAACGACAAAGAACCAGAUCUAGGGACGAAACAAGAAAAACGUCUAUUAAACGUAGUGAAUCUUUUCAAACAUCUGAAAAAGGCUCACGGCAACGCGAAUAUAUUGAUAGUAUGUUUUAUAACGAAACACAUAAUUCUAUAGGUUCGACCAUACCACUGCAAAGAUCUAACUCUAAAUGCAGUCGAGUAGAUGAAAUAGUAAGUUUAAUUGAAUCCAAAAAGUUAACAAAAAGUUUGGACAGAAUCGAUGAAGGACUGAAUGCAAUGGUGGAUAUUGUCAUGCUUGCAGAACCCAAAAAGCCGUCUUGGCCUUACGAGAGAAGACAAAGAUCUUGUUCGAGAACAAGCAGUGACGCUGGAAAGGAAACUCCUUUGGUUCCGAUCACAAGAUCGAAUAGUAGACUUAACAGUUUUUACCAACGAUUUGAUACCCGAUCAUCUAGCAACAAAGGUAAAGAAGAGCCAGGGAAGACAGAUACACCAACGCAAAGGUUUUUCUUACCACAACCAAAACUGAGUACUGGUUCUUUCGACAACCAUAAUGCCUCAUACAACGGUACAUUCCUGGUAAAGCGUGGUCAUAGCAAUGCAGGUUUUUACUCUGGAAACCAUAUUAUGAGAGACGCACCAGCUAGUAUGACGAGUCUUGUGAUGACUGGCACUCAUAGUCACGGUGAUUUGAAGAAAACACUGUCUCCCGUGGGAUCUUCUAAUAACUUUGGUCUGCAUAAAGUAACAGACAUGCCUUCAGGACUAUAUUGAUAAGUUCUUAACCUAUUAUUAUUCUAAACCAACGACUAAUUUAAGGAAUUGUACCUAACUACGUUGACUAGUGCAAUAACCCACCAACCCGCAAUGGGCCAGCGUGGUGGGUUCCAGGCCCCGUCUAUACUUAUAUGUUUUGAGUAAGUGCAAUAUUAAAUAUCUUAUUCGCCUUUUGCUAGCAGUUUUUAAGGAGACACUAUUUUGCGGAUUGUCCAAGCGUUGUAGAUUUAUCGAUAAUUUAUUUGUCGAGUGUUGGACCUUGAAGAAUAGUCACAAUAUCGAUAUUAUUACAAAUCAAUAUUCAUCAAUCGAUACUAUUGCUGAAAGGUAACUGAAAGUUAUGACCAUUUCAAGAUCGGCAGAUUUAACAUUUGCAUGUUACUGUUAUUAAAAAUCAUACCUAGUGUAUGUACACGGCUCACAGCAAGCCGAUAAAAUAUAGGUCUGUAGACUUCCCAAGUGAAAUGAUUUCACUCAUUAACAGUAAACAUAAGAACCACGUUACUGUAUGUGUACGGUUACAAUUACAGCUCGAUAAUGUGUACGCGGUUUUGCAUUUCGCAAAUCUUCUUUAAAAGUUGUUUAUAUAUCUUUGUGUAAGUGUUGAUUUAAGAUCUUUCGAUUAUUAAAAGUAUCUUGGUAAUUUUGUACGUAAGCAAAAUUGGCUUAAGAUCACACGGAUGAGUUCUGAUUGCUGCCAGAUUUUGUUUUUUUUUUAUGUUUAAUUACAUUUUCACUUUUUAGUUAUACCCUUUUACUUUUGUUUUUAUUUGAACUUUGUUUCUUCUAUAUUUUUUUUUCUUCCGAGUCCGUUGCAAUAUUUAUUUAUAAUAAGCAUGUAACACGACUGUUUUUGUCCUAAAACAGUUUUUCAUAUUUUACAUUUACUGCUCUAUGUAAAUAUUGAAUAACCUAAUUAAGCCUGUAUCUGUCGCGAAACGGAAUAUCGAAAAUACACUCAUAAAACUAUUUAUUAAGAUUUGUUUUAUUUCAACUCCACUAAUCCACAACAUUUGAUAAGUAUGAUAUAAAAAUCGAACUGUAUUUUAUUAUAAUUUUAUACAGUAUCAACUAACAAAAAUAUUUUUAUUUGUUAAAUAAAAGGUUGAUGUAUUUAUUAAUCUUACCAAUUGGUUAUUGUAAAAAAGGGGUUCGUGAAUUGGUGACUAUCGUUCAGAUGCACAAACUUUCAUUAGGUUUUAAUGACGGCUUUAAGCUCUAAUGAAUGUCAUAUUUGUAUGGGUAAUGUCGCUUUAAACUAAUGUCAAUUUUAAUGGACGUUUGUGCAACGCGCUGUAUGACGCAAAAAUUACUGAACGAAUUUUGAUGAAGGUAUAUGGAUAAUUCUCAGCCUGGAUUAACAUAGCAGAAAAACUUCUUAUUUUUGGAAAAAAAAAUAUUAAAUAAAGGGUUUGGUAACCCUAUAUAUUUGUUACCAUGGACGUUUAUAAAAAUAUACUAUUUAAAAUAAUAAAAAAAUAUUCUGUUCUAUAGAAAAAAAAUAGUUUUGUGGGUUGCUACGUAUUUACUUUCCAGCGUCGAUAUAGAGUU
Molecule: messenger RNA, 4269 nt
Organism: Diatraea saccharalis (sugarcane borer)
Lineage: Eukaryota; Metazoa; Arthropoda; Insecta; Lepidoptera; Crambidae
Source: the annotation of a GenBank genome assembly